Messenger RNA from Sphenostylis stenocarpa, 573 nucleotides. The record is from the annotation of a GenBank genome assembly. NCBI's taxonomy places the organism in Eukaryota, Viridiplantae, Streptophyta, Magnoliopsida, Fabales, Fabaceae.
AUGGCAUUAGCAUCUAACUCCAAAACUCACUGUAUGGCCAUCAAUCUCACCACUGCUUCUCUUCACUCAAACCCUUCCUUUCUCACACACAAACAUCACAACCCCAUCAAAUUCUACCACCCUUCUUCCUCUUUACUCACAACUUCUGCCCAAACACAAGGGACUGACACUCCAAUCACGCACCAAGAUGCUUCUCCUGGAAAUGGAUCUUUAUCUUCUUCUCGUGCCCAGUUGGAUCUUUUGGACCAACUUACAUCUACAAGCUCACCAAACAGUGGCUAUGAAAGUGAUGGUAGCUCUGGAAAACUUACAAUCCGAGAGCAGCUUGCGCAGCUGAUUGGAGAAAGGGAUGAUGAUUUCAGCAUACCCCUAGGCAAAAACUUGAAGAAAGUGAGUGCAAAGUUCUUGACCAUUUCACAAAAGAGAAAUAUCAGGAGACAAGCUUACCUAAAUGAAGUUUCACAAAGGAAUGAUUCCGUUUUCUUUGCAACCAUAGGAGCAUUUGUGAUUCUUCCACCUUUUAUAAUACUAGGAAUAGCUAUAUUGACAGGCUAUGUACAGCUUUUUCCUUGA